AUGUCGGACUCCGAACUCGCCCCUGCCUUUGCGCCCUUCUUUGGCAUGGCUGGCAUUGCCUUUGCUAUGAUUUUUGGCUGUGUUGGAGCCGCAUUCGGCACAGCAAAGUCUGGUAUUGGUAUCGCUGGUGUCGGUACCUUCAGAUCCGACCUGAUCAUGAAGUCGCUCAUCCCCGUCGUCAUGUCCGGUAUCAUCGCCGUCUACGCCCUCGUUGUCGCCGUCUUGAUCGCUGGUGAUAUGCGCCCUCCCCCGGGUACCCACUACAGCCUGUUCACCGGCUUCAUGCACCUCGCCUGCGGUCUUUCGGUUGGCUUGACUGGUCUCGCUGCUGGGUACGCCAUCGGCAUUGUUGGCGAUAUGGGUGUGAGAUCAUACAUGCAGCAAUCACGAAUCUUUGUUGGCAUGGUUUUGAUCCUCAUUUUCGGCGAGGUCUUGGGUCUAUACGGCCGAGGCAGUUGCGACCGACCGCUUGCGACACUCCAUCGCAGGCUCCAUGCACAAACCGAUCGCCUGGUGACCUGGGGUCUAGAAUGGGCCGAGGAAACAAAUGACAGCAUUGAUGAGUCUAUUGAGCGUGCUGGCUUCACCGAGAAUGUGACCAACGUCCUAGGCAAUAUCAAGGAUAUCCUCGAGCAAGCCGACAGACUUUCAUCAUGUAGCCCCGGAUCCGACAAGGUCGUCUUUAACCAAGAUCGCUACCAAGACCUACUGCGCGACCUGACCUCCUCAGUUGAUGUUCUCUACGACCUUUCAGCAUCUCGACGAGCCAUCGCCAGAGGUACAUAUCCCAACUUGAGUGACCAUCCUCACGAUAUUGCCAAACGUGGCCUCCAUAUGCCAAAGAUUCCGUUCGAUGCUGCCAGUUUCGCCUCAUCAGAAAAGACUCUAGUUAACACGCAAUUCACGCGACCUGCUCUAUCACCUUAUGCCGGGCUACCAGCAAGCAUCAGUCCCCAGGCUUUGAUGCUACCAGCAGAUGGACCACCGCCUUACGAAUACCUCGGCAUUCCGUCGACCGCGAGGAUGAUGGGUCGAUUGAGCAAGUCCUUGGCCCCGGAAAGUGUACGAAACGUGUUCAGAGACGUCACAGAUGAAUACGUAUGGGUGAUGGUUGAAUUCGAGAACUACGACUCGCUGUAUCGCGACACUGGCGUAUCUCCACCGCUUACGAGAGUGGAGAAGCUGGCUUGCUCUCUGAAUAUGUUAUCAAACAGAGGCAAUCUCAGGCUACUUGGCUAUGUGGAGGACCCUCAGCAACCUCGUAUAGGAUUGGUCUACGACUAUCGCACCAUUCAGCCACUCCAAUCUGAGGCUAUCCGUCCAGUUACUCUUAUGAGCCUAAUAUUGACCGCCACACAAGCCAAAAGACCAGUGGAUGUGUCGAAUGCUACUCCGUUUCUGGAAGAUAGAUUCCGCAUAGCACUCCGUCUUGUGGAGAAACUGAGAGAUCUACAUGCCGAGAAUUACUUCCAUGGUAACAUACACAGCGAGAGUAUAGUGUUUCUUCAACAAGGUCAAUCUUCGCAACCCCGACAAAGCGAGCUGCACCGACCCGUCAUCUCCGCGUUCGACAUGUUCUCGAGAAACAGGAUUGAGUAUGGAGAUUCUCCAGCGAUUUCAAACAUCACGAAGCAUCCAGAAGAUACUGGAGGGGAGAUCGACGACGUUACAGCAGUGCGAUAUGAUCUUUAUCAGAUCGGUCUCGUCCUCCUAGAGAUCGGUCUUUGGAACCCCAUCAACGACUAUUUUAAGGAGAAGUACUCCCUCAAAGACUUCAAGCUCAGGCUCGAGAAGCUUUAUAUUCCCAAGCUUGCGAGCAAGUGCGGUUCGUUAUACAUGCGUGCAGUACAGACCUGCCUGAGAUGGGCCGAUAACGACGAUGUCGGACGUGUUGGCAUUGAGGCUGUUUACGAUAGCAUUAUUGUCAAGCUCCAGCGUUGCUGUCUGCUAGAUGAGACGGAACCUCUGGAGAUCAGUCAAAUUCCGGCCGGCUUUUUGCAGCCUCAGGGCAGCUCCGAAGAACUUCACACAGCGACAAAGAGGCGCCGCAACAUCUCGCCAGGACGUCUUACUACCGAAUCUCUUGAGCUGAAAGCUGCCGAGAGAGCUUCAGUCGCGUCAUAUCCAUCAGCCAUCUCAAGUUCUGUCGGACCACGUUCGCCUAUUCUCUCGAUGCUCAGUGCCAAGUCAAAUCGAUCCAACUCGACCAGUGCAGACUCUAUUAAGCACGUCUCUCAUCACACGACCCGAGCCUCGACCCACACUCCAGCAUUAGACCUAGAUCGAUCGGCUCACACCCCCAACACUCUGUCGACGUCUGGUCCAGAUCCAUUCCCUUUCUCGUUCCGUGACUAUCGUCGUAAAGUCGUGCUCAUCCAAUCACGAUGGCGUGCAAGAAAGGCCGAAGCACACCGUAACACUUACGAGGACGCUCCGCAGUACCAAUCCGACCAGAGACCAGUAGCUCCAACCAGCAGGUGUCGUCUCUUCCCGAUUUCACUUCCACAAUCUAUCGUAGAAGAGUGGCAUUCAGACAUUGGUCUUCGUUUGUCAUGCAUCAUAGAACGAGCACUUAAAGGAUCUCCGGAAUCCUCCAGCAUCGAUCUUGUCAGCGUUGGCCACGACGCCCUGACCGCGAAACCAACCAUAAUCGUGACUUGCGCAAACACGGCACGAGUCAAAGCCGCUCUGAAACGUAAAUUUCACUACGAUCGAACAAUGUUCGAUCUCAAGGUCCGCCAAGGCUGUGUGAACCUGUCGAGAGGCAAGUCCAGGAUUUGUGGCAGGGGCGAUAGCGUCAAGCGUAGUCACGCAAGAGGCGAUGGAAGUGAAAGUAACAUAACUCCAUUGAACCCCUUCUGGCAAGAACGUCCUCUUUGUGGUGCAUCUAUCGGUGCAUACUUACCUGACUACGGCCAUCUCGAGCCAGUGUCUCUCGGCGGCAUAGUCAAAGUGGACGACAAAGAGUACGGCAUGAGUGUGCAUCAUAUGCUCGAGCCUCCCACCGACGAAGAAGACUCGACCGACUCGGACUCGGAACUAGAGGAACAAGCCAAUCAAGGCGCCCAUCGAUCGAGUGCAAGGGCCUCGGGAGCGAUCCAGCCUCGCCUCGUACCAAAAGCAUCUGAUGAUCACGACUACCUGAGUGAUCUCUCCUCGGUCUCCAGCGGAGGUUCAGAUGACGAUGGCUAUGAAUCGUCAGAUUUUGAGAGCGACGUCUCGGAAACCGAGGAUGCAGGCAACAAACCUGGUAUCAGCGUCUCUUCAACCAAGAGUGUACAGGUGACCCAACCAGCCUUUGGAGAUGCGGUAGCCGAGGAUCUACACGCUGACGAUGCCACCACAGAAGAGCUAGACGAAGACCAUCUAUCCUCUUACAAGCUAGGCAAAGUUUAUGCCUCCUCUGGCCUUCGCCGUUGGAACCAAGAUGGACGACGCUUUGAGAUUGACUGGGCACUCCUCGAGCUCGAUCCUCCUCGGCUUCAACCCUACAACCUCAUUCAAGGGGGACGACGACAUUGCAAAUCUCCAGUCUCCUUUAAGCCAGACUUGAAAUCUCCAGUCUGCAGACGCAGCAACCUGUACACGGCAGACGAAGACUGGUACCCCACAGAAAUUGUCCCAGCCACCAAUCUUGCAAACCUAGAAGUACACUGUCUAGGUCGCACCUCUGGCCUCAAGACCGGCGUCAUCGGUGCAGCAAUGUCCUUUGUAAAGAUCAAAGGACGCAGAAACUUUUCCCUCAGCUGGACAGUGGUGGGUGAUUUCGGCGUCGGUGGCGACUCUGGAGCUUGGAUAGUUUCCAACAACACAGGGCAGGUCGCUGGACAUGUCCUUGCUGAACGCACGGGAUUGACGUAUAUUUGCGCCAUGAGUUUGCUGUUUCAAGAUAUACAGCAGACGUUACGGGCGUGUAGGAUUAGUCUUCCUGGCGCGGCGAGCAAGGCUGUUGUUGACUUGGAUGAUGUGGAUGUUGGUCAGGGGACGGUGUAUACAACCAUGUUGCCUACGAGGGAGAAGACGGGCUUUGAAGAUGGCAGGAAGAGAUAUUAUGUCGAGUCUGCGUCGAGGGCGAAGAGUAAGGCUGCUGAAGCGGCGAUUUCGAAGCCGAGGACUGGGUGGUGGCAGAGUGUUAGGGAUUGA
Aureobasidium subglaciale EXF-2481 is the source of this 4143-nucleotide messenger RNA. RefSeq lists its product as uncharacterized. The coding region runs from base 1 to 4143 and encodes 1380 amino acids. Gene Ontology annotation, cellular component: proton-transporting V-type ATPase, V0 domain. Gene Ontology annotation, molecular function: proton-transporting ATPase activity, rotational mechanism. The transcript is spliced from 7 exons. Gene Ontology annotation, biological process: proton transmembrane transport. Lineage: Eukaryota; Fungi; Ascomycota; Dothideomycetes; Dothideales; Saccotheciaceae. The record is from RefSeq and is a predicted model, not a curated record.